Messenger RNA from Onthophagus taurus, 2722 nucleotides. RefSeq names its product leucine-rich repeat and guanylate kinase domain-containing protein-like. Gene Ontology annotation, molecular function: protein binding. Lineage: Eukaryota; Metazoa; Arthropoda; Insecta; Coleoptera; Scarabaeidae. The record is from RefSeq and is a predicted model, not a curated record. Gene Ontology annotation, cellular component: cytoplasm.
UUUAAUUGUCAAACAAAUAAUUUUAAUAACAUUUUUAAUAAUGGCUUUAAAAUGUCCAUGCAAAAAUGCUUCCUCAACCUCGCAAGAACCGAAAGAUCAAACUUUUGCAAGUUAUACAACAAACUUGAGCACCCCGAGUAUUGAAGAAUCGGAAAUUUCCGAACCCGACGAAACUGUGUCGUAUAUUUCGGAAACUUCUUGGCCCGAUGUAGAAAUUCCAGGUUCUUGGGGCCUUUAUGGUUUAGAAGAAAACCCAUGGUGCGAUGAAAGUAAACCUUUCGUAAAAAUAAGAACUUUCGAGGAAUUAGAAUUAAAUGAAGACGAAAAAAAUGGUAUUUUGUCCGAACGAAUGGUUGCUUGUUGCUCAUCGUACAUGGAUCGGUCCCCUAUCGUUGGAAAAUAUGUUUUAUGUAAAACAGAUUUAAGCGAAAAAAGCUUAGAAGAUAUUUCAGUUUUAACUUUUCACCAUUAUCUUCAAUAUGUGAAUUUAUCCAAUAACAAAUUAAUCGAUUUAAAGCCGUUGGGUGAAUUACCAUACUUAAUGUACUUGGAUGUUUCCCACAAUUUAUUAACGCAAGUACUUAAUUUUAAACCACCAUUUAAUUUAACCUAUGUGAAUUAUUCAUAUAAUUUGGUGGAUGUAAUCGAUGAUUUAACCGAUUUUUGGUCGAUGAUUUAUUUAGAUUUGUCCCAUAAUCAAAUUUAUUACAUAAAAGGAUUGGAAAAAUUAAAAUAUCUCCGUUAUUUGGACUUAUCGUACAAUCAAAUAAAGGAAUUGCGAAAUUUAAAUAAUAUGAGGCUUGUUAAUUUAGAUUUAUCAAAUAACCGAAUCGAUAAAGUGAUCAUCGAUGACGAAAACGGAUUACAUAACUUAAAAAAUUUAGUCUCAAUUGAUUUAUCAAACAAUAAAUUAAGAAGUUUUAAAUUAUUCAAAAACGUCGAUGCGAUACAAAAAAUUAUUAUGACUGGAAAUCAAGUUCUGCAUUUAAUCGAAUUGGAAUAUAUCAAAAAUUUGAGGUUUUUAAUCGAAAUUGAUUUCCGAGAUAACCCAAUUUGUAAACAAAAGAGGUAUUAUGAGAUGUGUAUCCAAUUGGUAAAGCCGUUAAUUUUAUUGGAUGGGGCUUAUAUUAGUUCAGAAGAGAAAGUUUUAGUUUAUUCUAAACACGAACCUCCACCUCAAAUCGAUGCUGCAAGACAACGAUCGAAUUUGUUUUUAUUAGAAAAAUUGAUGAAACACGAUUUAGUAACGAAUACUUUACCAAUUUCAAAACCGGCCCCCCCAAUAAUUGUUUUAGUGGGCCCUCAAGGCUCCGGGCAAAGAACAUUGUUAAAACAAUUCUCUGAGAAAUAUCAAAAAUAUUUAAAAGUUGCUGUAUCACACACGAAUAGGCCUAAAAGAGAUUCGGAAAAUGAAGGUGUCGAUUAUUAUUUCGUGGGAGAUGAUGAGUUCAAAAAGAUGUUAAAAGAGGGGCAAUUCAUGACCGUCUCGGAAUAUAUGGGGUACUCAUACGGUUUACAUCGCGAUGAAAUCGUUAAAGUUUACAACAAAAAAUUGGUUCUAAUGUUCCACACCGAUUUGGUCUCUGCCCUUGUUCUACGAAUGCGAAGUUUAAAACCGAUUUUAGUUCUAACUAUAUGUUUUGAAGAGGAAAAGCAUUACGAAAGAUUAAUUAAUCGAAUAUGUUGCAUUAAAUGGAAAUCUUUUUUUCGCGAUAAUCGCAAUUUUUAUCGGAUUUCACCCAUUGGGGUACCGCAAGACGAGGAAAGUGAAGAAGAAGAGGAGGAGGAGGAGGAGGAAUUAUUAGAUACGGCUACACUUAAAGAAUGUUAUGAAGAUAUUGUUAAUUACUUACCGAUUCAAGAAAAAACACUCGUCAUUAACGAAAGAACAACAACUAUAAGUGAUUCAACUCAAUCUUCUAAUUCACCAACAAAGCAAUUAUAUCAAGUUGAAGAAGAAUACGAUAAAACCGAUAAUGCGGCUCGAAGUGUUAGUGAAGAAAUUGGUCCUGAUCGCCCGAAUUUAAGCGCUUUAAGUGGACAUUUUUUUCAAGACGAUGACGACGAUAUUACAACACCAACAACUUCUCUUGGUAAUCCGGAACGCAACCUAGAAAAAUUUAUUGAGGAUGUGAUGGAGAAUCGUCGAAAAUACUUGGAUUUUCACCAGGAAAAUCCGGGUUUCUUUCUUUCCGUUGUAUUCACCGAUCAACCUGAGGAAGCUAUGAAAACGUUAAAAGGAAUUUUAAAGUAUCAAGUUGAAAGGAAGAAGGAGCCGAGUUUUGCAUAUAGUUAUGAGGCGGAUCCGUGUUUUGAGGCGAUGUUAACUGAGAGGUUGAAUGUGUUGUACUCGGAUAUGUACGGGGAGAUGUUUGUUUCCGAAGAUCAACAGCCGAAGUGCUGGAAAAAACAUAUUGUGCAUGAUUUGGAUAAAUAAAAUUGUUUAUAAUGAUUAGAAAACAAAAAAAAGAUUUAUUUUUAUGCAAACGAUAGAAUUGAUUAAGUAAAUCAAUAAAUGAGGUUAUGUUAAUGGAAGUUGGCCUUUUACUGUUUGUGGUAAUAGAAAUAACACUAAAACUAGAAUACGUAUAUCUUGAAUGUAUAAUGAAUGAAUCUAUAAACAAUAUUAUUAUAAUAUUUAUAUUGUCUAUUAUCGCCAACUUGUAAAAUAUGUGCAAUGUUGGUUGCAUAUCUUAUAAAAAAUAGAUUCUUGCAUUUUAAA